GGGCGUUUCCACGCGGCGCCGGCAAGGUCGUGCCCUCGGGGCUGAGCCGUGACGGGCUGCUCUCCGGGUGUCCCGGAUGUUCGGAGGGUUUCGGACCUGCGUCUGCGGCCCAGGCGUGGGCGCUCUCCGGCCGAGGCCGGGGCGAAGCUUGUGCCCAGCCCCGGGGAGCGGUGGGUCUUGGUUUCCCGAGUGUGCUUCCUCCUCCUUUGGUGGUGAAGGCUGAAGGGUUCAGCUGGAAGCACGCACUUUGGUUUUCCCUCUCAAAGAGCUCCCAGAAACUUAGUUAUGUGCGAUCUGAAUGUCUGUUUCCAAAGGCGCACUGCCAAAGCGCCAUUCAAAAAUACAGGUAAAGCAAAAGAGAAUGAAAGAAGUAGACAAUCUUGAAAGUAUAAAUGAAGAAUGGGUUUAUGAAACAGGUUCUGACAACCAACCUCUUAGUGACAACCAGCAAACAGAUUGUGAAUAUUUUGUUGACAGCCUUUUUGAGGAAGCACAGAAGACUGGUGCCAAAUGCUUGUCACCCACUGAAGAAAAGAAACAGGUAGAUGUUAGUAUCACAUUAUGGAAAAAUGGGUUUACAGUCAAUGAUGAUUUCAGAAGUUAUUCUGAUGGUGCGAGUCAACAGUUUCUGAACUCCAUCAAAAAGGGGGAAUUACCUUUAGAAUUACAGGGAAUUUUUGAUAAAGAAGAGUUGGAUGUUAAAGUUGAAGAUAAAAAAAAUGAAAUAUGUGUGUCAACAAAGCCUGUAUUCCAGCCGUUCUCAGGCCAGGGUCACAGACUAGGAAGUGCCACACCAAAAAUUAUUUCUAAAGCAAAGAGUAUUGAAGUAAAGAAUAAAAAUAAUAUGUCUGCUGUCCCGCUUAACAACUUGGAACCUAUCACUAAUAUACAGAUCUGGUUAGCCAAUGGGAAAAGGGUCAUCCAGAAAUUUAACAUUUCUCAUAGGGUAAGCCACAUCAAAGACUUCAUCGAAAAAUACCAAGGAUCUCAGAGAAGUCCUCCCUUUUCUCUGGCCACAGCUCUCCCUUUCCUCAAAUUGCUAGAUGAAACGCUCACACUGGAAGAAGCAGAUUUACAGAACGCUGUCAUCAUUCAGAGACUCCAAAAAGCUGCUGACCCUUGUAGAGGACUUUCAUAGCAUUGAUUUUUGAUAGACUAAGUGGAAAACUUGCAGAGAAAUGAUGGUUAUAAAUGGUCAUGCAAACAGAGAUGGGGGAAAGGAAAAGUCAGAUUCACUGGACUUUGAUUCAAGUACUAUUUAACUCUCUUCUGAUGAGAAUUCUUAAAUAAGUACAAGUUAGCACAGUAAAAUAUGACUGGAAACCAUAUCCAAUGUACUUUUUCCAAAAGGCUGCUCAGAGAGAAAAAUAUACUUAUUUUCAAAACCAAUUAAAUCAAUAUAAGGUAUAUUAACUAUAUCAUUUAGAGUCUUAAUACGGUGUACAUAGCCAAAUACAUUCACACUGUCAUUCUCAAAUCAAU
This is a messenger RNA of Choloepus didactylus (southern two-toed sloth), 1482 nucleotides long. It is a transcript of the gene UBXN2A, whose product is annotated as UBX domain protein 2A. Lineage: Eukaryota; Metazoa; Chordata; Mammalia; Pilosa; Megalonychidae. The transcript is spliced from 7 exons. Gene Ontology annotation, molecular function: ubiquitin binding. Gene Ontology annotation, cellular component: cytosol; nucleus. The record is from RefSeq and is a predicted model, not a curated record. Gene Ontology annotation, biological process: autophagosome assembly; nuclear membrane reassembly; Golgi organization. The coding region runs from base 299 to 1138 and encodes 279 amino acids.